AUGGAAACUAAUGACUCUGAGGAUACUUACAGCAGGUUAGUACGUAAUAGUAUUAAUACAUGGCAAUUACCUGUGAAAAUGUUACAGUUAACUGAAAAAAUGCUGUAUACUGUUAGAUGUAGAGUUCUUUCCGCCGGGUUUCGUCCACAUGAAAUACAAAAGCAAAACGUAUGGUUCACAUUCGUAAAGGUCAAGCAAAUAAAAUUGAGUGUCGCGUCGUUUACCUCUUUCUAAAGGUAUGCUGGAGAAUUCUACGAUGGAGACAGACGAACACCGGUAUUUAAAUGGUGUUCUUCGCCAUUAGCUUCAGAAGAGGCCGUCUUCCGCCUUCUACGCCCUUGCGAUGAAAGCUUAGUUGCCACUGCCACUCCCAGGAACGUUGCCCACAACUGCGUAUUCAUGGUCGAUUUAGAUCGCUUGCCUCACCAAGAAGAUGUGAAAUGUGAUAAUCUAGGUUCUUGGCGAAACAAUGGAACCAAGAAUCGCGUGUACGAAAUAAAUGAGGAUGGGUACCCUGAACUGGUUGACGAAGAAGAAGCAAGGGAAGCAACAGGCACAUAUACUCUCAAAAGAGUGUACUAA
Molecule: messenger RNA, 582 nt
Organism: Porites lobata
Lineage: Eukaryota; Metazoa; Cnidaria; Anthozoa; Scleractinia; Poritidae
Source: the annotation of a GenBank genome assembly